GUCACUCGGGUUUCUGCACGUGUUUUUCUUUUCGAGAUUUCGGCCGCGUGUUUAGCAUCGUUCUUCAUAUUUCCUCGAAAGUUGUGUUAAAAAGUGCAAGUACAGCAACUAAAUAUGGGCAAGCCAGGUUUUAGUCCACGCGGUGGUGGCGGCGGCGGCGGAGGCGGUGGUGGAUUCCGUGGCCGCGGCGGCGGCGGCGACCGCGGAGGUGGCGGUGGAUUCCGUGGACGCGGUGGCGGCGACCGUGGUGGAGACCGCGGCGGACGAGGAGGAUUUGGAGGACGCGGCGGCGGCGGUGGCCGUGGUGGUGGCGGCGGACGCGGAGGUGGUGGCUUCGGCGGACGAGGCGGCGGUGGCGGACGUGGUCGUGGUGGCGGCGGAGGACGUGGAGGUGGCGGACGUGGAGGCGGCGCCGGAGGCUUCAAGGGCGGCAAAACAGUCACCAUUGAAGCGCAUCGUCACGAGGGCGUGUUCAUUGCCCGCGGCAAGGAGGAUGCCCUGGUCACCAGGAACUUUGUGCCCGGAUCGGAAGUAUACGGCGAGAAGCGCAUCUCUGUCGAGACCAAUGGCGAGAAGAUUGAGUACCGUGUGUGGAAUCCCUUCCGAUCCAAGCUGGCCGCUGCCAUUCUGGGCGGCGUUGAGCAGAUUCAUAUGCCGCCGGGCUCCAAAGUCCUGUAUCUGGGCGGUGCUUCCGGAACGACAGUCUCCCAUGUGUCUGACGUUGUGGGCCCCGAGGGUCUCGUCUAUGCCGUGGAGUUCUCUCACCGUUCCGGUCGCGAUCUGAUCAACGUGGCCAAAAAGCGCACCAAUAUCAUACCCAUCAUUGAGGACGCUCGACAUCCCCACAAGUACCGCAUGCUGGUCGGCAUGGUGGACACGAUUUUCGCCGACGUUGCCCAGCCGGAUCAGGGACGUAUUGUGGCGUUGAAUGCCCAGCACUUCCUGAAGAACGGCGGACACUUUGUCAUCUCGAUCAAGGCCUCCUGCAUUGACUCGACGGCGCAACCUGAAGCUGUCUUUGCCGCCGAGGUGAAGAAAAUGCAGGCGGACAAGCUGAAGCCGCAGGAGCAGCUCACGCUGGAGCCUUAUGAAAGAGACCACGCCGUCGUUGUCGGCGUCUACCGACCACCGCCCAAGCAGUAAGCAUCUGUCUGGUGCCGGGUUCUAGUUUUAAGGCUAUUGUACUAAUACAGACGUGUUGUAUUAAGUUUCUUUUUAAAUAUAAAACCGUAGUUGUAAAGAUAAAUCAAAAUGCAAACUAUUUUUGUAGCAAAGACGUACAAAAAAUAACCCAGAAACCCAAAGUAAUUGAAUCGGGGAGUGUUCACAGGUUUUUAAUUGUUGCCAAAUAAAGGAAAUUACUAUAAUUAAGUUCAUUGCCUUAAAGCUUAA
Molecule: messenger RNA, 1392 nt
Organism: Drosophila serrata
Lineage: Eukaryota; Metazoa; Arthropoda; Insecta; Diptera; Drosophilidae
Gene: Fib
Product: rRNA 2'-O-methyltransferase fibrillarin
Biological process (GO): box C/D sno(s)RNA 3'-end processing; rRNA methylation
Cellular component (GO): Cajal body; nucleolus; box C/D methylation guide snoRNP complex
Molecular function (GO): RNA binding; rRNA methyltransferase activity; histone H2AQ104 methyltransferase activity
Source: RefSeq, a predicted model, not a curated record